CGGCCACCCGCGCGACUACUGCGCUGCUGGCCCGCAAUUCAAGUGCGCUAGUCGGACCAGCGCCGUUUCGCGUCACACCGUUCUCUAUAACCGGCACGGCGGCUUAUAGCACCAGAAAGGCGCGUUAGCGCCAGACACCUCUACUUUACGCCUCCGGGUUCCGCGCGCAGAAGAGAAGUGACUCGGAGACGGGGAAAAAAAAGAUACAGCUCCUCCUGCAGAGAGAAUGCGUCUCCAUCUGACGUUAUCGUGAGUCCAACUGCCACAGUGGGUUUGUGAUUGUGUGCGAGUGAGUGAGAUUAUAUUCGGACAUCUCGGUGAGCCAGUUGUGUUGGCAGAGCCAUCGCCUAUCGGCUUCGUCGUCACUGCUUGUCUACUAGGGACGACGCCAAGUUCGUCUGUCGUCUGCUAGCGUGUGGUCUGCCGUAUUCGUCAAGCACGCUUCUCCGCUGUGUCCACGCAACUUGAUCGCCGAGGAAGAUGUUGAGGUGGUUCCGCGAGGGACCGCCCGAACUGGAAUCAGAGUCUGCGGCCAUCGAGGAUGUGCUGCAGCACCUGUCUCGGGGGAUGCGCCUUUACAAGGUGCGCUCCGCCAAAAAGACUUACCGGCGCCGCUACCAGCUUCUCCUGGAGAACAUGCACCUCGUGUACAGAAACUCCAGGAAGCCAUCUUUCUUCGCUAGGAAGCCCUACGUGGACAUCUUCGAGGUCGAGGAGGUGCGCAAGGGCUGGAAGACAGACGUGUUUAACGGCGUCGAGCGCAAAUAUCGCCGCGGCGCGCGCACGCACUACCUGCCUUUCAGCGGCGUGGACAUGAACGAGGACCGCUGCUUCUCGCUCAUCCUGUCGCCCAAGCACGAGACGCUCGACCUGGUUGCGCGAACCCCAAACGAGUGCGACCUGUGGGUGCGCGGUCUGCGCCACCUGGUAGCCAACUGCAAGAACACGCGCAGGGACCAGGAGUACGAGAGGUGGCUGCGGGACCAGUUUCAGAAAGCUGAUGUCAACAAGAGUGGUGCUCUGAACUUCCAAGAGUGCCAGGGCCUCCUCAGGCAGCUCAACAUCACCAUGGACAAACGUCACUGCCGGGCUCUCUUCAAUGCUGCCAAUUUCAAGAAGCAUAAAGUAAGCGGAGAAGAUGUGCUGGACCGAGAAGAGUUCAUAGCCUUCUACCACAGCCUCCUGUCACGGCCCGACAUCGAUGCCAUCUUUAAAACGUAUGCCGGCCACAGCAUGAAUGUGAUGGGUCCUGACCAACUGCAGAAGUUCCUAACCCAGGAACAGAAGAUGAAUGUGUCCUUUGAAGACUGCAAGAGGAUCAUUGAGAACUAUGAAGUAGACAAGUACAAGCCCCAAGGCUAUCUUGGAAUUUCAGGUUUUCGUGAGAUGCUUCUUUCAGAAGAACACGACAUAUUUGACACCAAGCACCGGCAGGUUUGCCAGGAUAUGAACCAACCACUGAACCACUACUACAUAGCAUCGUCCCACAACACGUACCUAGUUCAGGGACAGCUUGUUGGCAGCAGUAGCGUCGAGGGCUACAUCAGGGCACUGAAGAAAGGAUGCCGCUGCCUGGAGCUCGAUGUGUGGGAUGGGCCUGACAAUGAGCCAAUUGUUUACCAUGGUUACACUCUCACGACCAAGAUACUCUUCCGGGACGUCCUCGAGUCGGUCAUGCAGUAUGCCUUCAAAGAGUCGCAGUACCCCGUGAUCUUGUCUCUCGAGAACCACUGCACUCUUGAGCAGCAGAAAGUGAUGGCCAAGCACCUAGUCGAAAUGCUGGGCCCUUUAUUGUACAAGAAGCGGAUCGGUGAAAACGAAACAACAAUGCCACCACCUUCAGCACUGCUGAAUAAAGUUCUCAUUAAGGGCAAGAAGCUAAACAAAGACCUCUCCUUGGAUCAGGAUGAGGAUAGCGAGGAUGAAGGCGCGGCUGCCAAACCCACGCACAAAAGUGUCUUGGCUGAAGAGCUUUCGGACUGCGUCAACUACUGCAAGGCAACGCAUUUCAAGUCAUUCGAAGAGGCUGAGAAGUGGCACUUCAACGAAAUGGCCUCCUUCAGUGAAGUGAAGGCCAGCAAGAUCUCAUCGACUCCAGAGGGUGCCCAGAGUUUCAUUCGCCAUAACAGCAAGCACCUGUCCAGGAUAUACCCCAAGGGAACCAGGACAGACUCAAGCAACUACGACCCCGUGAAAUUCUGGAACGUUGGCUGCCAGAUUGUGGCACUGAACUACCAGAGCUGGGACCAGAAGAUGUUCUUGAAUGAAGCGAAAUUUUCCCUGAAUGGCCACUGUGGCUACGUGCUUAUGCCAGAGUUUCUCCGCAAAGGAAACUUCAAGAUGGAUUCUCCUGACCCAUCCCUCAAAAAGACACUCGUUCUCAGGAUAAUCAGUGGCCAGCAGCUUCCCAAGCCCCUUGAGACCACGGGCGGCGAAAUCGUGGACCCUUAUGUCGUCGUAAAAAUCUUUGGACAUCCACUGGACAAUCAGAAGGUCAAGACAAGGUUCGUCAGGAACAAUGGCUUCAACCCAACGUGGGAGGAGAAAUUUGAGCUGCCGGUGCAUGUCCCCGAGCUGGCCAUCUUGGUGUUCACAGUCAAAGAUGAGAGCCGCACGGGCAAGAACAUGAAGCUGGCCAAGUUUGCAAUCCCCUUGGAUGCAGUACGCGAGGGUUAUCGGCAUGUGCGGCUCUGCAACAACGCUUUCAUCUCCCUGGUGCCGGCGAGCAUAUUUGUGCACGUCAGCUUCCGCAAGCCCUGAUUGUGCGCAUCAUGAACUGCCACUGAGAAGUACACUCUCGGGGCACUUUUUGCGCUUUCCGAGCCUUGUCAUUGCCGUCUAAAAUGUGCCUCCUUACGACUCCAUUAUGCAUCUGCCUACACAUUUGUAUUGCACACUGUAGUGUGGCCUUUCUUCUGUGCUAACCAGCAACUGCCACACAGCCAGUUGCAAGGGUUUUUUUGUUUUUUUACUAUGGUUUGCUCAUUCACUCAUUUGUUCACCAACAUGCUGUCUUUACAGAUGAUGAGCUCGAAACAGUUUACCUCGCUGCACUUGAAAGGUUAUGGUAAAAAGGGAGCUGAUGUAUUUUGUCAGAAGUUUUGAAGACAUGACGCGCAUACUUGGGCCUGUUGCCUAACCUAUUCCCCCGACUCUUGUACAGGCCAGGGCAGUUGCUAGCUGUCCUGACACAAUGCCCUCUGACAGUUCUCGUGUGCACAGAGGUUUUGGCAGAGAUUGUACAUACUUUGGAUGUUGUUCAAGAGAAUGUCAGUUCUUGUUGAAGGCCGUGCAACUGUCCUUUGUAGGAACCUGUUUUCACCUUGAGCAGCCUUUUUAUCAACUUUACAGUUACCAACUGAGCUGAUUUGUGAAUUGGAUGCUACAGGGGGUCAUGCCGACAAUAACAUGACAGUUAUUUGCCACCUACAAUGACAGAUAAUGGCUGCUUCAGCUACUCAUGCAGGCGAGUGCUUAAAUGAAGCUUAAGCAUUAAGGAAACCCCUAUUUGAUCCAAACAACUUCACAAGUUGGAAUUUACUGCAGUCAACAUUUAACCAAGAAUGGUCUGGUAUACCAGAGCCAGGCAAAAUAGAGGUCAUUCUGAAUGUAGAGAUUAAGGACGCUUGCAAUAUAUCACCGAGUCAUUUUGUAUACUUGGCUUGUUUGCGUUAAAAAAUUUUGGAGGCACCUUUUCACUGACAGGUAGAAUUUUGAAGACGAGGUCUUCUUUGGAGACUUAGAUUUGGGGUUCUCAGGAUCUGUUUAUCUGGCCGCUUUCGUCUCAUCAAAUUAGACUAUUUGAGGCCUUCUAGUGCACACAGGAUAAUGAAAAAGCCGUCGAAAUGAAGCUUGGAAUCGAAAAAGAUGCACCAAGAUAGCGUGUCGCUAUGUACAGAGCACUAGUAUAAUGUCUUAUUAGUUCAAAAAGGAUGAGAUGAAACCCAGAUGCACUCGUUCAAACUGCACGUGCCUAAUACCAAAACGGAAGUGCAGCCUUACUCAACGAAAAAUCGUGGUUGAUCCCAGAGACAGUGCAGUUUAAAACGCGAGCUGAUAUUGAAGGUACUGCAGUCUAAACAACAAACCACUUGGUACACUAAUGCGCCCAACAAGGCCUUGUCUUUCUUCGAUGUUAGCUGCUGUUAACUCGCCUUUUAUUGCGAUUCAAUCUCACACAAAUUCCAUUGUUUCUGAUCAUGGUAUAUCGGCAGAGGAACAAGAUCACUAAAAACUGUACGCUUUGUGGAUCUGAAACUUCCAUACGCAGCAUAUGAAGCCAAUGAUUGUGGUGACCUGGAUAUAUAAAUAGUAGGUCUCAUGGCACACAAGAAGCACAUAUGUUCUUUUUUUCAAUGGUGCUCUUUUUGAUGACAUAAUGUUUUGUCAUGUAGCAUCGCUGGCACCUUUUAUAUCACAAAUUCAUUGUAUUCACUGUGCCUUCAUGCCGCCCUUAUAUGCUCGUGCUAACGAACCAUCACUAGUGAUGUGAAUGUUUACAAGGUGAUCCAUUUUGCUACGCCUCCUUAUAAGCUGCACCCCUGCUGUCAUGCAUGACGACAUAUUCUGCUAUCAGCACUGCGAGCUUUCCGCUGAAUUUUGCAGAAUUUUUUAAUAUGUUUCAUGAGUGGAAAGAAAUUGCAAGACGUGCCUUCUGCGAAAAAUUUUGAUUUUUAUGCAGUUUGGCCAUGGAGCUUGUCAAAUGGUACACCAGGUUCGCUGAAAAUGCGCACUACCACACGCUGCAAUUCUGAAUUUUAGGCUGCAUAGAAAAUGGACCACUUCACGUAAUUCCAUAGUUCGUGACCAUUUGGUGCUGAUAGAACAUACAAAUAGUUGCUUACGCAAGAGCUGUUUGCAUUAGUUAGCUACAUUGCAAAGAGCCUCGAGUUGGGCUUGUCAAGGUAACAUACUCCUCCACUAAUUACAGUGGAGGGCGUGUUGCAAUAUGGGCAUAACAAUGUAAAUUUAUAUCCAUGAAGUAAGCAUGUUCCUUUGGCUGGUAUGUGUUCUACCUAUUAAACUGUGGCAGCUUAAAACUUUCUAUACAAAGAAUAAGCAGGACGUGAUAUAUGCAGAGACAGGUUGUUUUUUUUAUGUGUGUUUUGCACUGGGUUGGGAAGUGGGUGUCCUGUGCCCUGUCACACUCAAUAUGGACAUAUGAAUUUUUCUGUGGAAAAAUAGACAUCGGGCGCUCAUCAUGUGGUCUUGCUCAGAAGGACUGACCGAAGCCAACGCUGCUGAGCAAAAUGUCAGUUGGGGCAUUGGAGUACUCUGAAAAACAUGUCCAAGUCUCUACAUCACAAUUAAAUGCAAGUUUUUGAGCAGGUGAAACAAUGAAUCAUGGUAGCAGCUAAGGAACAACUGUCAAACUGUGGUUUCCUGCUUAAGCAUUGGACAAUGUCUAUUUACUGCACAGCACUUGUUGUUCAUUUGGACUGCCCACCCAGAUCGUAUGCUGCAAGUGUUAACAAUGUGAAGCGUCCUUUGCUCGAGCUGUAUAUAAUCAACUUGUCUGCAUCAGUAUGUGCCAAAAAGUUGUCUGUAAUGUUGUACAUUAUUUUGUUAUGUCCUUCUGGCUAACUCAGAAUCAGCCAGAUAACAUAUGUACAUUUUCUGUCUUCAUAUGAUGUAAUGAUGAUUUCUUAUGGCACGCGGAAAGCUGUUAAUGGCACCUUUUUUUCCCACUGAUGCUGUGGCGAUAAACUUUUAUUCAAGUACAAAAACAUUGUUAGUUGACUUACUGUUUGCAAAUUAUGGCUAAUUAUUGUACGUUGUCAUGAUCACAAGAUGCACGGUGCAUUUUAAGUUGCCCAGUAUACCCUUCAUAUGAGUUAUGCACUUCUAUGAGUAUAGUUUAGAAGAGUUUUUUUUUUUUUUUUUGCCACAUAUCACAAACACAUGGUGCAUAUUACUCAGUGCUGUCUGUUUUUUUCUCUCAACGUUUCACUGCCUGAGUGGUCGAAUAUUCCACAAAACAUUUAUAUUUUUAUGCUUAUUGCUACAUCCAGAAACUGUUUUUUGGUGCCCAAUGGAAAAAAAUUGUAAUAUACCUCACCUAUUUUGCAUCCUCCUUUCUUUUUUUUUUUGCUACUUGGAUAAAAUCCUUGUGUGACUGAAGAAAACUGGUUGCUGCAUCAUUUUGCAAUCGCUAUGCAUGUAAUGAAGAUGUGUUUCUCUGAUUUGACAAUGGCUGUGCCGUGGUUUUAAAAUAAUUACAGUAUUGAAUGGAAAUCAGUGAACAGAUGUGCCGCCUGCUGCUUAUACGUUGUUUGAAAUUUCUUUUUUUUUUUUCUUUGUGAAAGAUUGCAUUCUAAGAUGAACAUGGUAGUGUGACCAUGUACAGUGAAUAAAAUGUGCCGAUAUUGAA
Molecule: messenger RNA, 6370 nt
Organism: Dermacentor silvarum
Lineage: Eukaryota; Metazoa; Arthropoda; Arachnida; Ixodida; Ixodidae
Product: 1-phosphatidylinositol 4,5-bisphosphate phosphodiesterase eta-2
Exons: 18
Coding region: 481-2760 (759 amino acids)
Biological process (GO): phosphatidylinositol-mediated signaling; lipid metabolic process
Molecular function (GO): phosphatidylinositol-4,5-bisphosphate phospholipase C activity; calcium ion binding
Source: RefSeq, a predicted model, not a curated record